Molecule: messenger RNA, 1509 nt
Organism: Paramormyrops kingsleyae
Lineage: Eukaryota; Metazoa; Chordata; Actinopteri; Osteoglossiformes; Mormyridae
Gene: yeats4
Product: YEATS domain containing 4
Biological process (GO): regulation of DNA-templated transcription
Source: RefSeq, a predicted model, not a curated record
UCUGUGGGCCACGUGGGCGACUGUUGUAAAACUCGUAAUUGUAAUAAGAUUACAAAUUAUAAAAUUAAAUAGGUCGGUUUAAACUUAAAUACGUUUCAUAUUGUUUCACGUAUUUAGCCACUUACCAGAGGUAAAUUGCAGGGUUAUUUGAUCCUGUUUUCAGCCCACUGAGACAAAAGCCGUUGCCUGGAACUAUGCAGCGCUUUCUGUUUUCAAGUCGGAAGUUUUUUUGGGGGGAACUUCCGGGGAACAUCUGAUGGUUUAUUUACUGAAUAAAAAUGCUUUCUUAAUUUAAUGGCAGCUGUUUUUGAUAUUUUCGAAGGCAGUGGUAUUAAGGUCUGCGUGUAAGCAGACGAAAUACGUCUGAUUAUAAGAUUUCUUCACUAUACUAUGUUUAAGAGAAUGGCUGAAUUUGGUCCAGAUUCCGGGGGGAGAGUGAAGGGAGUAACAAUUGUGAAGCCGAUAGUGUUUGGUAAUGUUGCGCGAUAUUUUGGGAAGAAAAGAGAGGAGGACGGGCACACUCAUCAGUGGACAGUCUACGUGAAACCCUACAGAAAUGAGGACAUGUCUGCUUAUGUAAAGAAGAUCCAAUUCAAACUUCAUGAAAGUUACGGAAACCCCUUAAGAGUUGUCACAAAACCACCGUACGAGAUCACAGAAACCGGCUGGGGAGAGUUUGAAAUUAUUAUCAAGAUAUUCUUCAUUGAUCCCAAUGAAAGACCGGUCACCCUGUAUCACCUGUUGAAGCUUUUCCAGUCUGACUCCAGUGCCAUGCCAAAGAAGACAGUGGUGUCUGAGUUCUAUGAUGAGAUGAUUUUCCAGGAUCCCACUGCUAUGAUGCAACAGCUGCUGACCACAUCCAGACAGCUGACAUUAGGUGCCUACAAGCAUGAGACAGAGUUUGCUGAGCUGGAGCUGAGGACGCGUGAGAAGCUGGAAUCUGCAAAGAAGAAGACAAGCCAGGAGAUAACGGAGCUGAAGGAGAAGCUGAAGGCUAGCCGAGAGACCAUCAACUUCCUGAAGAGUGAAAUUCGCAAGCUGGAGGAGGAGGAUCAGAUCAAAGACCACUGACGUGCUGGGACCGGCCCCCAUCCUGUGCUUCAGUCUGUCCUACACACUGUCCAAUAACAUUCUCCAGAAGAUUAACACCCAGAUUCUCAUCAUAAGCCUGUCUGCUGUUUCUUCCUUCCUCCUCACUGGCUCAUGAUCUUUACAAAGGUUCACACUUGUAUUGUCAUCAUAUGUACUGAAAGUAAUAUCUUGGUUGCAUUUUCCAAGUGUAAAGCUGAUUAGGUUUUUUUUUUCUUUGCUGUUAAUUGAAAUUACCUUCUCCAGGUCUUAUGCAGACCAGGUAAUGAUAUAGCAAGCUUUUGUAUAAGUACUUCUACUAGAUUGUAAGCAGCAUAUUUUAAUGCAGCUUUUAUGCUAAAUGUCCUGUUAACGUUACUGUUGUUUCAACCAUUAGUAAGGCAGCUACUCCUUGAUUAAUAAAAAUGGAAAUUGUUAAUA